Molecule: messenger RNA, 1088 nt
Organism: Spodoptera littoralis (African cotton leafworm)
Lineage: Eukaryota; Metazoa; Arthropoda; Insecta; Lepidoptera; Noctuidae
Source: the annotation of a GenBank genome assembly
UGCUAAUGACAACCCCAAAAUAAGGGAUGUACUGCGCAAGUCAGAUGUCUGUCAAGUCAAAUCGGUUUUGUCAAAUAUCAGCAACGCGACAACAAAUCUAUGAAAAUGAUUAAAUAUUAAUUGAAGGCGUGUGUUUUAAUAUUAUUUUAUUAAAACAAAAUAUUGCACCAUUACUUUUAAACACAUUUAUAUUAAAAGUAUUUGUUUUGAGGAAUAAAUAAAAAUGGCAACGAGUGGCUCCGGUGCGGUAUUCUUUUUAGGCACGCGAGCGCAUUAUCAGGUGCUAAACCAGCCCGAGUCGCAAUACGACGCGGAGAACGGCAACACUUCGACGGAGACGAUAUACCAGAACCCAUCAGUCCAGGAGUUGUGGCCGGAGCAGAAGCGGGACGACAAUGAACGCUGGGGGUAUUGCGAGCAGGAAGUCAGUUUAUCAGAUGAGAGGGAGAGAUCGGACAGUUUGCUGCGCUCGCGACGCAGACAAAGUACGGCAGCACUGUGCGAGGGAGAUGACAUGAAGCCUGCACUACUCAACUCUGUGGGGAACAGUGGCCCAACGAAAUGUCCAAAAGGCCGUGGUACUUUGCUGACCCUGCUGUGGUCGCUGGCUCGACGCAAGAGGCGCGGUAUGACCAACGACGAGCUCUACCUACGACACAUUGACAGCGCACUUACUAACAACUGCACCUACAGGGAAAGCUGUCGGUGUUUAGAAUGCCAGAGCCGCUAUUUCGAGUGUGACGAAGAGAGCGAGGACUACAGCUCUGACGAGGACAGCUACGUGCCGCGGUACGUCGUGGAGGCCAUGGAGGCUCACCACCAGCUGCCCGAGUCUGACGAUGACGAGGUUUUCGUAGACACAGUCCCCGGAGACAACACAUCCACAGACAUGUUAUUGGAUGACAAGAAGAUGUCAGUGUCAUCCGACGAGCCUAUAACGGAAACGGAUGCUGACGCCGAAGAUAAACUGCAGCUAGAGGUCGCUGCCGGUACCCCGGUACUAUUAAAUUACUUGUUGACCCAUCCUAUAACGUGUACCAUACAGUAAUCAGUAGUUGAUAGACAUGUACAGAGGCUAAUCAAACCUA